AUGGUGCCUUCUUCACCCCAGCAGCCACCGGCCCACCUAACAGCGUCAGGUGAACCCAGUUUGCAGAUUUUCCACAUUUGUGUCUUCAUCAUCUACCUCACUGCCAACGACCACGCUAUCCUCCUACCCAACAGACCCCAGCACCAGCUGGCAGCUACUCCCCGACCCCACCACCAACUGGGUAGAGCCCCGCUCUUCAGAGACCCCUUUCUUGAGAACUUCUCCUCUGGUUUUCCCAGCCCUGAGAGGGAGGCGCGCUUGCAGGACUCCUGUACCCUGAAGAGAGGGAUUCAAAAGUUAGGCAGGAGCUGCAAGUGGCCUGAUGGGGCCAUGCUGCAUUUGAGUGCCCAUCACAGACCUUUCUGCUGCCAGCUCCUGGUACUCUUCUGCCUACUGCAUCCAGGAGCCUCAGACCAACCCCACUCAACCUCCAACAACCCUGGAGAGGAGGCUUUGUCUAUCCAAGGAGUGCGGGGCAGCUCUGUGGAACUAGACUGCCGUCCUGGGCCUGCCCCAGUGGCGGUCCUCUGGAGCUUCACUCCUCUGGGCUCCCUGGCUCUUCGACCUGUGGCAGUCACCAACGGAGCCUCUUCGAGGGUGGAGUCCGGGGCGAAAGCUCUGGGAGUCGUGAGUCUGAGAAACACCAGCCUGGUGAUAGAGGAGCUCCGAGAGAGUGCCCGUGGCCACUUCCUAUGCCAGACCCUGCUUGUAUCCGAUGGCCAGGUCCACACCACCUAUUUGUAUCUUACACUGGCCGUGCUGGUGCCUGUGUCCAAGCCUCUGGUGCACCUGAGUGACCCAUCCCCAAUAGAAGGCGUCUCCGUGGUGGUCACAUGUGCCGUGAGGGAAGGCACAGAGCCAUUGACCUUCUCCUGGCGCCAUCACACACCCCAAAGACCUGAGGAGGUCCUGGUGGGUCUUUCAGAGCCCAGGCUCCAGCUAGAUCCAGUCAACCGGACCCACCUCGGCUGGUACAGUUGCAGUGCCAGCAAUGCAAUCAACCAGCUGAGCAGCGAUGGGGCCUUCCUAGAUGUCAUCUAUGGUCCAGACAAGCCUGUGAUCACUGUGGAGCCCCUGGGAUUCACUGAGGACGGGUUCUGGGCCAGUGAGAGGGAAGAGGUGACCCUGAGCUGCCUUGCUGCAUCCAAUCCUCCUAGUCACUAUGUGUGGUUCCGUGAUGACUCUCAGGUCCACCUUGGACCCACCUACAUCAUUGCCAGAGCUAGCCGCACCCACACAGGCCUGUACACCUGCCUGGCCCACAACAGCCACCUAGAUACCCACACCCAGUCCACAGUCCAGCUCACCAUCUACUAUCCCCCCAAAGGACAGCCCUCCUGUGCUGUGCUCCCCACCCUUGGGGUUGUGACUCUGCUCUGCACCUGGUCUGGGGGUUUUCCAAAAGCCCAGCUUCACUGGGAAGGGCCCCAAGGGAUUGGCCCGACUGCCCCCAACAAUGUCACCUGGAGCUAUACAGCCACUGGACUUCCGAAUGGCAGCAUCUUCACCUGCAUGGGACAGCACCCAACCUUGGCCAUGCCCAUCCUCUGCAGGGUCACUCUCUGGGAACCUCCCAGGAGCCCCACCUGUGGGACCACAGCCACAGUAGGUGACCAGUUCAUCAUGCUGAGCUGUGAGUGGCCUGGAGGUGAACCUCCUGCCAUGCUGAGCUGGCUGGACGGACAUCAGCAGUCCCUGGGUGAGCCCAGCUCUUCUCCGGCUGUCUACCUCCUACAGGCUCAGAGCAAUCUGGCAGGCAGAGAGUUUAUCUGCCGGGGUUCUCACCCACUCAAAGGCCCUGGUUCCCACUGCCGGCUAAGGCUAGAAGCCCCACAGCUGGCAGUGGCUGAACCCCGAGUGUCGGUGCUAGAGGGGGAAGAGGCCUGGCUGGGCUGUGCUCUCCAGCAGGGCACACCACCUGCUCGGCUCCUCUGGCUCAGACCCCAGCAACAGCCUUUGGAACAAAGUGCUUAUGGAUUCAUUCUACACCCCGAGGGUACCCACCUGCGCCUUCAAGUCCGAGAUGCUGACCCAGCACAGCACAGGGGCACCUACCAGUGUGUGGCCCACAAUGCCGUGGGCAAUAGCAGCCAGAGUGUGCUGCUGGAGGUCCUGAGGUAUCCAGCCCCUCCCAAUGUCACCAUCAGCCGCCUGACCUACAGGCGACAACGAAGAGAGGUGCAGCUGCAAUGGGCCAUCUACGGCCCCGGAAACCUGACGGGCUUCCUGGUACAGCAGAGGGCCAGUGUCUCCAGCUCAGAGGCUGGUGCUUGGGAGGUAGCCGCUAGUGACAUCGAGCCAGAGAGCAGGGACCGGCGUCUGGGAGGGCUGGACCCAGGAGUCCUUUACGCCUUCCGCAUCCUGGCUAUGAACCACCACACCGCAGGACAUCCUUCGGAGGUGAAGACGCCAGUGGACCCCGCCUUCAGUGCCUACCCCGCUGUACUGGGUGCUGCAGGCACAGGAAUGGUGGUGGCGUUGGCGAUCUCUCUGCUGGUGUUCCAGUAUGCUGCUCGGCACCCACACACUUUCCCCUACCUCAGCCGCUUGCUUGUUCCCAUGGAGCACAGGCAGCAUCAGAGGAGAUCCAGGGAAAGCACGGAGGCACCAGCAGGCACUGAAACAGCAACUACCACCUCAAGUUCAGACCCUGUGCAAGAAUCCACUGAGGCACCAGUGAAAGUCACCCUCACGGUGACUGCAACACCAGGAGUUCAAUGA
Molecule: messenger RNA, 2721 nt
Organism: Microtus ochrogaster (prairie vole)
Lineage: Eukaryota; Metazoa; Chordata; Mammalia; Rodentia; Cricetidae
Gene: Vsig10l2
Product: V-set and immunoglobulin domain containing 10 like 2
Biological process (GO): cell-cell adhesion
Cellular component (GO): cell-cell junction; plasma membrane
Molecular function (GO): cell adhesion molecule binding
Source: RefSeq, a predicted model, not a curated record